Vicia villosa (hairy vetch) is the source of this 804-nucleotide messenger RNA. Its product is annotated as chitinase 2-like. The record is from RefSeq and is a predicted model, not a curated record. Bases 1 to 804 code for a protein of 267 amino acids. Gene Ontology annotation, biological process: carbohydrate metabolic process. NCBI's taxonomy places the organism in Eukaryota, Viridiplantae, Streptophyta, Magnoliopsida, Fabales, Fabaceae. The transcript has a single exon.
AUGUCUAGCAGUGCAAUUGUGAAACCAAUCAUUUAUCGUGAGUACGUUUUGAAACAUUUCCCAACUACAGUUAACCCAGAGUACAAUCCAGUUGACUUCAUAAUAGGCUUUGCUAGUGAGGACUAUUACUCAAAUGGAAAAGGCACAGGACAUUUCCAUCCCACCUGGGACCCUGCUACUUUCAGCCCUAAAAAGAUGAAAGAACUCAAGGAAAAAUAUCCACAAGUAAGGUGGGUGAUAAGCAUUGGUAGCGCCGUGGGAACUGAUUAUCCAUUCAAUCCUCAUGAGAAACAUGUGUGGAUUGCAACUGCUGUGAAAUCCAUCAAAGAUAUCAUCCAUACCUAUGACGUCUAUGACGACGGCAACCAUAAAAACAUAAUUGAUGGUAUUGAUAUUCACUAUGAAGCUAUCAAAUCGAGUCCUGAAGACUUCUCCUUCUGUAUUGGACAAGUGAUAAAGAAACUCAAAAAUGAUCCUCAUCUAUCCAUUAAGGUGGUGUCCAUUGCUCCAACAAAAGACACCCAGUCGCACUACCAAAAACUGUAUUUUGAAAACCAAGACUAUAUUGACAUUGUUGAUUACUUGUUCACCAAUCUGCAUUCAAUUGAAGAUUUUGUAAAAAUCUAUCAAAAACUAAUAGCCGACUACAAUCCUGCUCUAGUUCUUCCAGGAUAUCUAAACCCACCUUUUCGGCAUGAUAGAACCAAAGAGUUCAUCAUGUACCUUGUCAAACACAAAUCAGCCCCUGGUUUUUUUACAUAUCCUUCUCACGACUAUCUUGACCCUGGACCUCUAUCUAUCUAA